This is a messenger RNA of Orbilia oligospora ATCC 24927, 2724 nucleotides long. RefSeq lists its product as uncharacterized. Bases 1 to 2724 code for a protein of 907 amino acids. Gene Ontology annotation, molecular function: ATP binding; aspartate-tRNA ligase activity. The record is from RefSeq and is a predicted model, not a curated record. Gene Ontology annotation, biological process: aspartyl-tRNA aminoacylation. Gene Ontology annotation, cellular component: mitochondrion; cytoplasm. NCBI's taxonomy places the organism in Eukaryota, Fungi, Ascomycota, Orbiliomycetes, Orbiliales, Orbiliaceae. The transcript has 3 exons.
AUGGCCACUCCCUUGCGCGCAUGUGUUCGGUGUCAGAUCGAUGUUCUUCAGGCCACUAGUAAACGACGGUCGAGCCAAUCGAUAGCAAAUGUCCGGCGACAAUAUGCCAGAAUACCCAGCCAAUGGGUGUCAAGACGGGCAUAUAGCGAUAAUGCUCCCAACGGUCACGAAGCAGGUGCCGAUCCUAGGAUCACAUUGGAUCAAAUAACAGAACAACUUGGAGUCCCAAAGCCUAGAAUCGUCACGCAAACCCAACCUAGAUACGCUGGCGAAAUUACUGGAUUAGAUCAUGAAACGGAACUCGAAUUAACGGACGAAGAGUUCCGCAGGUUACAUCCAGGAUUGGGGUCCCUCACACCUUGGAGCUUUCCUCUCGACGACAGUUGCAAGACAAUCGAUGCUCUUAGUGAUAAUAAUAUAGGCGAGACGGUGAAAGUACGUGGUUGGUUAUAUCAGUCGAAGCCUGGAAAUACAGCUAUUGCCUUCGCAACAAUAUUACAGGGUGGGAAGUUCAUCCAAGUCAUUUUCGACAAGAAUGCUGGAUUCGAAAAUCCUCAUAAAAUUCUAGCCGUUCGGGCGCAUACGCCGGUCGAAAUCGAAGGCACCUUGCAAUAUAAACCCAAGAAGGGAUCUAAGUUUGCUACCAACACCGGUGAACCUUCUGUUCCCGAAGACGUCGAGAAUUUCCACAGAACUCUAGAAAUCAUUGUCAGCCGGUAUGAAGUAAUUGGAGACCCUCCUAAGGAGCCGAUUAUAGCUGGAACCGCCCAUACCGGAGACAAGCGUUAUAUAUCAAUGCGUACUAGUACGGACCUUCUAAAGGCGCUUCAUCUACGUAACAAGGUCUCGCAGAUUUGCAGAAAACAUCUGGACGAGGAAGGAUUUCUAGAAGUCGAGACGCCGUUGUUAUUCAAAUCAACACCAGAAGGUGCCCGGGAAUUUCUUGUACCAACAAGAGCCCCUGGUCAUAUGUAUGCUCUGCCCCAGAGUCCACAGCAAUACAAGCAGAUCUUAAUGGCCGGAGGAAUUCUCAAGUACUUUCAACUUGCCAAAUGCUUCCGCGAUGAAGAUCUCAGGGCGGACAGGCAACCUGAGUUUACUCAACUUGAUCUAGAAAUGGGAUUUGUGGAUGGAACUACAGUACAAAAGACAAUUGAACGGUUGUUAAAAAGGAUUUGGUAUGAAGUUCUUGGGGUGAAGCUACCCGCCUUCCGAGUAAUGAGCUACAACUUCGCAAUAUCCAACUACGGAAGUGAUAAACCAGACACAAGAUACGGAAUGAUUAUUCGCCCAUUUGAAAGAGUAGUUGAACAGCAUUCUCCUCUCUCCCGGACCCCAGUCUACGGCGAAUGGAAAUAUGAGAUCAUAACACAUCCCUGUAAUAUCAGCAAUUCUAGGCUGGGCCUCCUCGCUAGUCAGAUAGCUAGCCCAACGGACGGAGACCUUGCUGCCCUCCGUGGCCCAAAUCCCGACUGCAUAAUGUUCAAAAUCGGGGAACAACUCGACUAUCCCGCCAUCCGAAAGCAGUUGACUCGUAUUGCGCCGCACCUUAAGAGCGAGCCUUUGGAUCUAGAAAGAAUCAUAGGAGCCAUGGCAAGCAAAAACUUGUUACCGACCAAUAAUAUUAUCGUUAUCGGUCGAAGAAAGAAAGAAUUCAACCCCGGUGGAUCAACAAGUAUAGGUGAAGUUCGCAAGCAGCUUUGCCAGAAGCUCAUCAAACUUGGAUUCAUGGAAAAGCUAGUCGGUUGGAAAUUUCUAUGGGUCACUCACUUUCCUUUGUUCACACCCAUAAAUCCAUCAGAAAACGAACCUGGUCAAUCCGGUACCGCUGGCUACAAGUCCACUCACCACCCUUUUACUGCCCCCACCAUCAGCACACGUGACAGCCUUUUCACCUUGCCAUGGAAAACUCUAGGUCACCAUUACGAUGUCGUUCUUAACGGGGUAGAACUUGGCGGGGGAAGUACUAGAAUCCACGAUGCGGAGCUGCAACGCACUAUUCUAGAGGACAUCCUCAAGGUGCCGUCAGAGAAGAUGAAAACGUUUAAACACUUACUGGAUAUGCUGGAGACUGGAUGUCCCCCACACGCUGGAUUAGCAAUCGGAUUCGAUAGGUUGAUUGCGAUCCUAGCAGGGAGAGACAGUAUUAGGGAUGUUAUUGCCUUCCCUAAAAACAAUAGGGGACAAGAUUUGGUAGUUGGGAGCCCCGGAUUGGUGACAAAGAAGCAGUUAGACGAGUAUGGUAUUAUGCUUCAGGACAAUGUACUAGAGGGGCAAGAAGAACCAGUAUUAUCUGUGGAAGAUGAGGUAGCAGGGAAUGAACUACUAGUCGAGGAUUCCGAGGUAGAGGGUGUGAAAGAUGUGGAAGUGGCUGCUGCAGAAACUAGUGUUGAGGACAGCACAGGUGCAGAUACGGCCACGAAAACUGUGGUACCGGGAAAGCUAAAUAUGCUCCUAAGUGAGAAAAAAGAAGCUGAAGAGGAGGUUAAAGUACCGGCAGAAGAGGAAGGUGCGGAGACGGAAGAUUCUCCACUAGUCGAAGAUGUGCCGCCUACCCCAGAGACUACGGUCGAAGAGUCAGUAGAAUCAAGUACAGAAAGGCUAGAAGCAAGCGGAGCUGGGGAACGCAUAGAAGUUAAGGAAGGGGUGCCAACUGAAGAGGAAAUCAAGGAGCCUAGCCUAAAUGAAGCCAACGCCACUGAAAGCGACAAAAAGUCCGAGUAA